This is a messenger RNA of Atta colombica, 660 nucleotides long. RefSeq lists its product as uncharacterized. The coding region runs from base 1 to 660 and encodes 219 amino acids. The transcript is spliced from 3 exons. NCBI's taxonomy places the organism in Eukaryota, Metazoa, Arthropoda, Insecta, Hymenoptera, Formicidae. Gene Ontology annotation, molecular function: nucleic acid binding. The record is from RefSeq and is a predicted model, not a curated record.
AUGUUGGGAAAUUGUUUCGGCAGUGAUACUCUAAAGAAAACAGCCGUUUAUGAGUGGCAUGAACGCUUCAAAAGUGGUAGUGAAUCCGAGGAUGACGAACGCAGUGGCAGGCCGUCGACAUCGAAAACCGAUGAAAACAUCAAUAAAGACAUUGUAGUUAAUGGUUUGGGUUUCCGUGUUGCUGCAAAAUUGGUCCCGAAGGAACUGAAUUUCAAAAAAAAGGGACCGCGUUGUCAUCGCCAAAGACAUGAUUUCCAGGCUGAAUCCGACUCAACAUUCAUCAAACGUAUCAUUACUGGAGACGAGAUGUGGGUUUAUGAGUACGACACGCAAUCCAAACAUCAGGCGAGUGAAUGGAAAGCUUCAAAUGAACCAAGACCAAAAAAAAUCACAUCGUUUUCAGUCGAAAAAGAAAGCGAUGUUCACGAUUUUCAUGGAUUACAACGACUUGACCCCCAACGACUAUUAUCUGUUCCCAAACUUCAAGCGGUGGCUUUCCAAGGAAAGAGAUUCACAUUGAAUGAGGAAAUCAUCGCGGAAACCGAGGCGUAUUUCGAAGGCUUAGACAUUUCGUACUACAGAAAGGACAUCGAAAUGUUGGAAAAUCGCUAUAUCAAGUGUAUCGCUCUCGAAGGCAACUAUGUUGAGUUGUAUGAAUAA